AUUGACUCUCUCUCUUCUCUCCCCAUACCUUCAUCCCUACCCAACUCUAGCACUCCUCUCAGAAAUCUCUUCGACCGAUUUCUGAAUACACUGAAUUGAUUGUAUCGUCUUUCAAAAUGGCUGUCCGUAUCCAAUUUGAAAAUUCCACCGAUAUCGGUGUCUUUUCCAAACUCACCAAUGCAUACUGCCUCACAGCCCUUGCAUCAUCAUCCAACUUCUACUCUGCAUUCGAAGCUGAAUUAGCUGAUGUCAUUCCUAUCGUCCACACCACCAUAGCCGGUACACGUAUAGUCGGUCGUCUAUGCGCUGGAAACAGACACGGUCUUCUCGUUCCCGCAUCAACCACAGAUCAAGAGCUACAACAUCUACGUAAUGCUCUCCCUCCUGCUGUCGCUAUACAAAGAGUGGAAGAGAGACUUUCAGCUUUGGGAAACGUUAUAGCAUGUAACGAUUAUGUAGCUUUGGUUCAUCCGGAUAUUGAUAGAGAGACAGAAGAGAUUAUAGCGGAUGUUUUAAAAGUUGAAGUUUUUAGACAAACCGUUGCUAGUAAUGUUCUCGUAGGGAGUUAUUGUGCUUUAUCAAAUCAAGGCGGUCUAGUACAUCCCAAAACAUCAAGAUCCGAAUUAGACGAAUUAUCUUCUCUGUUGCAAGUACCUCUAGUAGCUGGGACCGUCAAUAGAGGAUCGGAAGUUAUAGGAGCAGGUUUGGUAGUAAAUGAUUGGUGUGCAUUCGCAGGUUUAGAUACUACAGCAACGGAGAUUAGUGUUAUCGAAGCUACUUUCCAAUUACAAGGACAAAACAGUAAUGCUGUCAUCGCCGAUUUGCGCGAUGUUCUCAUAGACAAUUAUGCUUGAAUAAGUUGCAUUGGGAAAACCCCACGUUUCAUGAACCAAUCUUGUAGUAUUCUUUGCUACAUGCUGCAUGCUACAAGUACUCG
Messenger RNA from Tremella mesenterica DSM 1558, 937 nucleotides. RefSeq lists its product as uncharacterized. Gene Ontology annotation, biological process: cytosolic ribosome assembly; maturation of LSU-rRNA; maturation of 5.8S rRNA. The transcript is spliced from 5 exons. Gene Ontology annotation, molecular function: ribosomal large subunit binding. Lineage: Eukaryota; Fungi; Basidiomycota; Tremellomycetes; Tremellales; Tremellaceae. Bases 117 to 854 code for a protein of 245 amino acids. The record is from RefSeq and is a predicted model, not a curated record. Gene Ontology annotation, cellular component: cytosol; nucleolus; preribosome, large subunit precursor.